Molecule: messenger RNA, 948 nt
Organism: Seminavis robusta
Lineage: Eukaryota; Bacillariophyta; Bacillariophyceae; Naviculales; Naviculaceae
Source: the annotation of a GenBank genome assembly
AUGUCGGACGAAGAAGCCAUUCGAAAUGCUAUUCCAGCCGAGUUUCAUAUGAUCUCUGGAUCUCAUGAUUCCCAAACAUCUGCUGAUGCCUUCAAUGUUGGUCAAUUUCAGCUCCCCAACCCAGCAGGAAAAGCUGGUGGGGCCUGUACAUCAGCCCUUCUGCAAGUCCUCUACAAGGAUGGUCAAGACGUGGGUGACUUGAGUUGGGUGCAACUCCUCCGACAAAUGAGAUCUGUACUGAAUGGAAUGGGAUUCGAUCAAAUCCCACAACUUACCAGCUCUCGAUUGGUAGAUGUGGACAAAUCGAUGUAUAUUGUGCCACCGGGUUUCGAAGGAACCAGGAGAGCUAUUUUGAUUGGAAUCAACUACCGAGGACAGCAAGGAGAAUUGAGAGGAUGUCACAAUGAUGUCAAGAAUAUCAAAGAAUACUUGAUCCAGUGUCAAGGUUUCAAAGAAAGCGACAUGCUGAUUAUGAUGGAUGAUGGACAACAUCACGAGCCAACCAAGCAAAACAUUGAACAAGCCUUCACUAGGAUCACUCAGUAUGCCAAAGCAGGAGACGCGGUCUUUGUUCACUAUUCAGGACAUGGUGGACGGGUCAGAGAUACGAGCGGCGACGAGGAUGAUGGAUACGACGAAACGCUGAUCCCUGUGGACUUUAAGCAUGCUGGACAGAUAAUUGAUGACGACAUUCUAAAAAUUCUGGUAAAGCCAAUGCCAGCAGGUGUUACAUGUACAGUUCUAAUGGAUUGCUGCCACAGUGGAACCGUUUUGGAUCUGCCCUAUCGCUUCGGGGCGGACGAAGAUGCCAUGCACUUGGACAAAGGCUUUGAUAUGGGAGGGCUACUUGGCGGUGUCGAGGCGGCCGCUGGCUUGUGCUGCCUCCUGUCCCUGAUCGGCGAUAUUGCUGGCCUUGCCCUCGGUGCCAUGGGCGAUGAUGACUCGUAG